Molecule: messenger RNA, 471 nt
Organism: Tupaia belangeri chinensis (Chinese tree shrew)
Lineage: Eukaryota; Metazoa; Chordata; Mammalia; Scandentia; Tupaiidae
Gene: RESP18
Product: regulated endocrine specific protein 18
Cellular component (GO): endoplasmic reticulum
Source: RefSeq, a predicted model, not a curated record
AUGCAGUGCUCACUGUGGCCUGGGGCUUGGGGAAUCUGGCUUCUGGUCUGCUUUCUGCUACUUACAGCCAUUGGGGACUGCAGUGACAUUAGUGUCCACGAUGGUCAGGGUCAACUGGGAGUGGAACAGCUCUGGCCCCUCCAAGGACUUAACCCAGUCUUCCUGCACUUAGAAGCUGUGCUCCAGCCGUUUACACCCCCAGGUCUGUUCUAGAAGGAUGGCAUUACCCAGGAUGCGAUGACCCAAAAUAUGGAGCACAUUAGCAGACUCCACCCUUAAGAACCAUGCCUGAAAGAUGGCAAGGCAGUUUUGCCCACCAAAACCACUGGGAAUCCGAUGGCCAAGGUGAACAGGGAUCACUGCUUUAUCUCCAAAGUGGGUUCUAAGGCCCUGAAAUGAGACAUACACAACCCUGCCAUGGGCUUCUUUGGGCCGUUCCCCACUGUGGGCCACAACCUCGUCCCUGACUGA